Molecule: messenger RNA, 1296 nt
Organism: Pseudomassariella vexata
Lineage: Eukaryota; Fungi; Ascomycota; Sordariomycetes; Amphisphaeriales; Pseudomassariaceae
Exons: 3
Coding region: 1-1296 (431 amino acids)
Biological process (GO): translational termination
Molecular function (GO): translation release factor activity
Source: RefSeq, a predicted model, not a curated record
AUGUUCAGAUCUCAAUGGGUGUGCCGGCGAUGCGCAAAUGCCCUGGCACAGCCUCUGCGGCCCCAAUUCCUCCGACAAGUUAGCACCGACGCCCAUUCCGCCCUCCCACCCGUUCUCCUCCAACGCGCCCGCAGCAUAGCAGAGGAGCACAGCGCCCUCUCCGCCUCGUUAGCCACCUCCUUCGACCCCAAAGCCGCCAAACGCCUAGGCGAGCUCUCCCGCGUCGCAACCGCCCUCCACGCCUUCGAAUCUGCGCAAUCCUCCCUCACCGAACUUAAAUCCCUCCUCUCCUCCCCCGAUGCCGAGCUCCGCCAACUCGCCUCGGACGAGCUGGCCUCCACCCAGGACCAACUCACGUCCCUCUCGACCGCGCUCUCCGCCUCCCUAACUCCCCGCGACCCCUUCGCCCACAUGCCCUGCCUCGUCGAAGUGCGGCCUGGCCCCGGAGGACUGGAGGGUCGCUACUUCGCGGAUACGAUAUACAAGAUGUAUAGACAGUACUGUGCGCGCGUGGGGCUGCGCUCUAAUACCGUAAAGUACGAGACCGUAGACGCGGGCGAUUCCGGCGGCGCGGCCAACGAGUCGCCCUUAGCGGAAGCGGUUUUCGAAGUCACCGAGCCAGGGGCGUACGACCUGUUCCGCAGCGAGGCGGGCAUGCACCGCGUUCAACGCAUCCCGUCUACGGAGAGAAGUGGACGUACACACACCAGCGCCGUGGCAGUAUGGGUGCUCCCUUCAUUUCCCGAGAACGCGACGGCGGAGCAGGAGGCCGAUUUCAAUGAUCCUACUUCGGACUUCUACAUCGACCCCAAGGAAGUGCGGUCGGAGAAGAUGCGCGCUGGUGGUGCGGGAGGACAACACGUGAACAAGACUGAGUCGGCGAUCCGCCUCACGCAUAUACCGACCGGGACUGUCGUUUCAAUGCAGGACUCGCGGUCUCAGCACCGCAAUCGGGAGGACGCGUGGAAGCUUCUCAGGUCGCGCGUGGCGAUGCAGCGGCGCGAGGAAAAAGAAGAGCAGGCUUGGGCGUUGAGGAAUAGUGUGCUCAGUCGGGAGAGGAUCACGAGGGGGGAUAAGAUACGCACGUAUAAUUAUCAGCAGGAUCGGUGUACAGACCAUCGGAGCGGGUGCGAUGUGCAUAAUCUGCCAAAUGUGCUUGAGGGGGGGGAGACGCUCGAUCGGUUGAUGCAGAGUGCGAAAGAGUGGUUGGUUGGAAGGGAUGUGAAGGCGCUCAUUGAGGAGGAGGAGGUGGCUGCUGCGGAGAGGGAGAGGGAGUUCGUGUGGAAUAGACCAUGA